UUGUGUUGUGUGGCUUUUUCAGAUAAUGACAGAGAAUGUGUGAUUGUUUGGGAAAAGAAGCCAACAGUUGAAGAGAGAGCAAAAGCAGAUACUUUAAAGCUCCCACCUACGUUCUUCUGUGGAGUCUGCAGCGACACAGAUGAGGACAAUGGAAAUGGGGAGGACUUUCAGUCAGAGCUUCAGAAAGUGCAUGAAGCACAGAAAUCCCAGAGUGAGAAAGUGACUGAUGUAGUCGGUAAUGAGUCUGCAGGUGAGACUGGCGUGACAAGCUCUUUUGUCUGUAAGUCUGAAGAACCUGAUUCUAACACCAAGUCUGGGAGCUCAUCCCCCGUUUCUGGGACUGUGGACAAGCCUGUAGAUUUGUGUACUAGAAAAGAAACUGACACGGAAUUCCCAAGCCAAGGGGAAAGUAAGACUGUUUUGUUUGGAUUUGGAAGUGGUACAGGGCUGUCAUUUGCAGACUUGGCUUCAAGCAAUUCUGGGGAUUUUGCUUUUGGUACUAAAGAUAAAAAUUUCCAGUGGGCAAAUACUGGAGCAGCUGUGUUUGGCACACAGUCAACAAGUAAAGGUGGUGGAGAUGAGGACGGCAGUGAUGAGGAAGUGGUCCACAGCGAAGACAUUCAUUUUGAACCCAUAGUCUCCCUGCCAGAGGUAGAAGUGAAGUCUGGAGAAGAAGAUGAAGAAAUUCUGUUCAAAGAAAGAGCCAAACUUUAUAGAUGGGAUAGAGAUGUCAGUCAGUGGAAAGAGAGAGGUAUUGGAGAUAUAAAGAUUCUUUGGCAUACAAUGAAGAAUUAUUAUCGGAUCCUAAUGAGAAGAGACCAAGUUUUUAAAGUGUGUGCAAACCAUGUUAUUACCAAAGCCAUGGAGUUAAAACCUUUAAAUGUUUCAAAUAAUGCUUUAGUGUGGACUGCUUCGGAUUAUGCUGACGGAGAAGCAAAAGUAGAACAGCUGGCAGUGAGAUUUAAAACAAAGGAGAUGACUGAGUGUUUUAAGAAAAAAUUUGAAGAAUGUCAACAAAAUAUAUUGAAACUCCAAAAUGGACAAGUAUCCCUUGCAGCAGAAUUAUCAAAGGAGACCAAUCCUGUGGUGUUCUUUGAUGUUUGUGCGGAUGGUGAACCUCUAGGACGGAUAAUCAUGGAAUUAUUUUCAGAUAUCGUUCCUCAAACUGCCGAGAACUUCAGAGCAUUAUGCACGGGAGAGAAGGGCUUUGGUUUCAAGAACUCUAUUUUUCACCGAGUAGUUCCAGAUUUUGUUUGCCAAGGGGGAGAUAUCACCAAACAUGAUGGAACAGGAGGACAGUCCAUUUAUGGAGAUAAAUUUGAAGAUGAAAACUUUAAUGUGAAACACACUGGUCCUGGCUUACUAUCCAUGGCCAAUAGGGGCCGGGAUACCAACAAUUCUCAAUUUUUUAUAACACUGAAGAAAGCAGAACAUUUGGACUUUAAGCAUGUAGUAUUUGGAUUUGUUAAGGAUGGCAUGGAUACUGUGAGAAAGAUUGAAUCGUUUGGUUCUCCUAAAGGGUCUGUUAGUCGAAGAAUUAGUAUCACAGAAUGUGGACAGCUAUAAAGUAAUUUUCAUAGUGAAUUUAAUCUAUAUAAACAGUUGAAUUGAUGCUUGUUACAGGCAAUAUGGUAAUUAUGUUCACCUUUUGAAAACAGAUCUUUCCAAUGUAUAAAUGUAAAAUUGUAGCUUAUAGCUGUUGUCACUUUUUAAUGUGUGAUAAUUGAUCUUGCAUGGUAUGAAAUAAAAGUUUAAACACUGGUGUA
Peromyscus eremicus (cactus mouse) is the source of this 1766-nucleotide messenger RNA. Its product is annotated as E3 SUMO-protein ligase RanBP2-like. The transcript has 7 exons. Gene Ontology annotation, cellular component: intracellular membrane-bounded organelle. Gene Ontology annotation, molecular function: peptidyl-prolyl cis-trans isomerase activity. NCBI's taxonomy places the organism in Eukaryota, Metazoa, Chordata, Mammalia, Rodentia, Cricetidae. Gene Ontology annotation, biological process: intracellular transport; protein folding; protein peptidyl-prolyl isomerization. The annotation marks the transcript as partial. The record is from RefSeq and is a predicted model, not a curated record.